Messenger RNA from Clupea harengus (Atlantic herring), 3999 nucleotides. RefSeq names its product palmitoyl-protein thioesterase 2b (gene ppt2b). The record is from RefSeq and is a predicted model, not a curated record. NCBI's taxonomy places the organism in Eukaryota, Metazoa, Chordata, Actinopteri, Clupeiformes, Clupeidae. Gene Ontology annotation, cellular component: lysosome. Gene Ontology annotation, molecular function: thiolester hydrolase activity.
GAGUUUCAGGUUUCAAGGUUUCAGGGCCCACAGAAUUUCUGAAUAAUUCUGCUGAAGUUUGAAUGUUGUCUUUGGAUAAUUAUUUAAACAGUGCAUGGUGUAGUUACACUUGAUUUGACCAUGCAGCUUCAUUUUAGUAAAGAGCCACUCUUGUUGUAAAAACAUUUAGAAUUUUGACAGUCAGAUAAUUCAUUCGUUUUUGUACCUUAUAUGGCAAUAAAAGUCGCACCUGAAUUUUUGCGAUCACAAUAAACCACAAGUUGUCGAAAACGGAAAUGACUUCACUGGCGUCGUGAUCCAGAAACCGGAACAAACAGGUCGAAUACAAAUACAGACACUCGAGCCACGAAAACGGAGUUCAUGGAAAGUGGUUAUGAGUAGAACCGGUUGUUAGGUAAUACAUUAAAAAAAAAAAAAAAAAACAUGCAAAUGUAGCUAGACUACAUCAGGGGGAAAAAAAUGGACGUUCACAAAAGGGAUUUAAUCUAAUCUGGAAGAUUUUAAGGUUCAUUAUUUGUUUUAUUAUAUACAUGUUUCUUGGAAUAACAAUGACCAGCUAACGUUAGCCCGCUACAUACAGCUGCCUGAUUUCCUACCUUAACGAUUUUUACCCUCCGGACGUUGUAGUGAUUUGAACAGAAUUUAAGAAAGGCCUUGGAUUUGAAAGCAAGCAAUGGAAGGGGCUUGCAAUAGAGUAUCCCACCAGAGGAAAAGCGGGGCGAGCCGUCUCUUGUUGUUUCUUCUUAGAGCAAGUGUUCUCUCGGCUGUUGUGGGGUACAGACCAGUGAUCAUUGUCCAUGGACUAUUCGACAGCGCCUCCGAAUUUGUCAACUUGCAACGCUUUAUCAACCAGACUCACCCAGGAACAAACGUGUCGAUAAUCGACCUGUUCGACAGAAGUGCCAGCCUUCAGCCAUUAUGGAAACAAGUGGAGGGCUUCAAGGAUGCUAUCUAUCCAAUCAUGCAAAAUGCGGCUGAUGGUGUCCAUCUCAUUUGUUACUCACAAGGUGGACUGGUGUGUAGAGGCAUACUCUCAACCCUCUCGAACCACAACGUCCACUCCUUCAUAUCGCUGUCCUCACCUCAGGCCGGGCAAUACGGAGACACAGAUUACCUGAAGUACCUCUUCCCCCAGUUUGUCAAAUCAAACCUAUUUCACCUAUGUUACACCUCUGUGGGUCAAAGAAUAUCUAUCUGCAACUACUGGAAUGACCCUCAUCACAGAGACAUCUAUCUCAAUGGCAGUUCCUAUUUGGCAGUGCUGAACAAUGAGAGACCAAACCCCAAUGCUACUCAAUGGAAAAACAACUUCCUGCGCAUCAAUAAGCUUGUCUUAAUCGGAGGGCCGGAUGACGGAGUCAUCACUCCAUGGCAGUCAAGUCAGUUUGGAUUUUUCAACGAAAACGAAACUGUUGUUGAAAUGAAGAACCAGGAGGUGUACCUGAGGGACACAUUUGGCCUGAAGACGCUGCAGGCUCGUGGGGAUAUGGUCCUGUGCGCGAUGGCCGGCGUGGUGCACACCCAGUGGCACUCCAACCAGACGGUGUUCACCACCUGCAUGGAGAAGUGGCUGACCUGAAGCACUCGUCUUCCUCUUGGGUGCCAUGGGUUAGACACACGACCCGACUCACUCAACCAACCAACCAACUAACCAACCAACCCACCCACUUACUCAUUCCCUCGCUCACCGUGUGCCUUUUCCUUCAUAGAGUAAGUUGCACACCGCCAAUGCAAGAGAAGACAAGAAGACAUGGUAUAUUUUUCAGCAGAAUUUCACAUACAAAUACAGUAUAUUUUCACGUGGUUUUGUUAUGGUUCGGAGGAGAAAAAGAAGAAAAAAAAUGUCCUCACCCUCUGCGUGGAAAAGCCCUACAUGUUCAAUCAACUUAACAUUUCCUACUGCAGUGUACUUGGUACACAUACAUCUUUUCUACCAUUUGUAAAUGUGUGCCUAUGUGUGAUUCAUUCUGUAACAAGACUUAGUCUAUACAUGAUAGUGCCUGAGAGAACCUUUGCUCCCCCAGUGCAAGCAUACAGUCCCAUUUAUUAUAUUAAGAGGGGUUUUAGGUAAUGCAAAAUCAUGUUGUGUGUAUAUAUAUAUAUAUGUAUGUAUACAUGUCGUUUUAUAUAUGUAUCAAUUUUAAUUUUUUGCUUUUGACAUAUGUUAACUCAUCAUGUUGGAGUGCAAACAUGUUGUAUGCAGUAGAAAUCAUGCCUUAAGUGUUUGUUCAGUCAUCUGUAAGAGUUACAUUGAACCAAAAGUGCUACACAAUGUGUGAACACACCUUUGGCAUCAUGCUCCAUGUCUUAGGGGUGGCAUAUAACUAACCAAUCCGGAAGUGAAAAUAAGUUGAAUUACAAUAUACUGUCCCCUUGGUCAAAUUGUGUAUGGAGAUGCGGUUGCAGACAAACAGACACACUUUAUGACCAAAGAGUGUAACUUCUAGCUACUUGUGCUCCUGUGCCAACCUGAACACUGUUACACCCCUGACAAACACAUGGGAGUAAAGAGAAGGGAAUAGGAGUAUGAGUAAGGGAAAGCUACAAACUGAUAACAGGGAGAUGUGUACUUAGGAAUAGAAGGGCAACGCUAGACUGGCAUCUAUCUGUUCCAUUAUCUCAUAUGUGUUCCGUGCAAUGACAUACCUCAUUGAAUUAAGUAGACAAAUCUCAGGCUAGGAUCGGAUCUAUUUUAUCUGGAGACGAGGCUGGCAAGAAUAGAUUUUUUUAUUUUACCUUUGUGAUGCAUUUUAAAUGUUGAUGUUGUGUGUGUGUGUGUUUGUUUUUGAGAAGGGACUGGUUGUAUUGAAAGGGAAAUAAAGGGAAAAAAGUGAAGAAGUCAGUACUUGCCCAAAAGGGUAUGACGUGUAAAUGUUAAUUGGAAAUGAUCAGAGGGAAUGAUGAUUGGAGGGAAAGAACCUUCUGAUGUAAAUAUUUCGAUCAUGGCAGUAUUGUGUGUAUUUAAAUGAUGUACUUAACACUUAUUCAUUUCUCUGUUUUUGAAAAAGAAAAUGUAGGUUUUAACUGACUAAUACGAUUGGAGGGAGGAAAAAGGAUUUUUAGUGGAGUCUACUUUGAGUACAUAUCUUCUUAUGUCUUCUUCUUCUGUUAUUGAUUUUAAAGAUCAAGGUGGUUGGUAAGUGGCAGACAUGUAGGUCAAGACCACAGUCUGGAAUUUGACUUUCAUUCAGAGUUGAAGCUUUUUAGAGUAAAAGCCACUUAAAGGUAUAGGCAGCAUUCUAGGUUGGCUGGUUUGAAACUCAACAGCCAAACAAACACAUUUUCCCAGUGUUCUAGGUCCCUCUGUCCUCGUGGUUUGCCUUAGUUUAGGCACAGGAUUCAUAAACAGAUCGUUGUCCUCUCUCUAUCUUUUUUUGGUCUUGGGUGGUCCCUUGUUUGUUAUAAUUUAUUUUCUUAAUUUGAUCUAUUAUCGCUUCACUUAAGGCCUAGAGGAGCCAUGAAGGUCAGUUUAUUUUCUCUGGCCAUAUACUACGUUGCCAGACGUCUAAAUGUGAGGAGAGUUGUGUCAAAUGUUACGAAAAGUGUUUUGAAUUUGCAUCACUGGCUAUACCUUUAAGGGCAAGUGUUCUUUUUCAGGUAAUGUGAGAUUUUCUAAAGCUUUUAAGGGUUGGUUGUCUUCUGAUAGGAGAACUCAUAAAUACUAUGAAGAACUGUUUAUGACUCUGGGUGGUCUCUAUCCUUUUAAGAUUGGCUUUCCAAGUGGAAGAAGCAUGUUUAAUUUUUGCAAAAUAGAAUGUAAAGAGACAUCCUUUAGUUUCUGUUAACCCUUUGAAUGAAACCUAUGUUUUUUUUCCAGAUUGUGUGUUUGUGGGGUUUUUUAAACUAUAAAAACAUACAUUUUACCAAUGUGCUUUACAGUUUGUACUUAAUGAUAUAUAUGUCCUAAACAUGUGUUUGUACAUUUUAAACUGAAAAGUUGUUGCCCUUGGAAUGUUGUUAAAGUCUGCUCUGCUACAUUAAAUAGCAGUUUUAAAGAUA